UUUGCACUCAUGCAAAAAAACCAGCAAUUUUUUCCCAUUCUUGUUCUUCCUCGUAGAAAAAGAAAAGAAAUCUUGAAAUUACAAAUAUGGUGGUUUCAUCUAAGCCUAUUUUUGAAAAUUCUUCUCACAUUAAAACAUGCAAACCCUAUACUUCUGAUGAUAAUAUUCCAGUGAUAGACAUGUUAGACCCUCAAGCUAAAUUCCAUAAUAUAAAAGCAUGUCAAGAACUUGGAUUCUUUAAGGUUGUCAAUCAUGAUGUUCCUAAAGAAACAAUGACCAAAUUAGAAGGUGAUGCUUUUAAGUUCUUUAAUUUGCCGCAGUGUGAGAAGGACAAAGCUGGCCCUGCUAAUCCUUUUGGUUAUGGUAACAAAAGAAUUGGCUCAAAUGGUGAUGUUGGUUGGAUUGAAUAUCUUCUCUUUACUACAAAUUCUGAACUCAUUUCAGAGAAAUCCGUUAAUAUUCCUGGAAAUUCUCACCUUUCAUAUAUGUAUGAAUCCAGCGGAUCCACAGCUUAUCUUGCUUGUGAGCUAAAUCCCAGCGAUUUUUGGCAAUGGCUGCUUUAUUCCACAACUCCAGAUCCCAUUUCUCUAAAUUCUGAAUCAACUCCUUUUCUUGCAGUAGCAGCUCAGAGGAACUACUUGUAUCCCCCACCUCUAUCAUGGGGUAGAGUAGAGCUUCCACGAGCACCUGCUGUCCCACUUUUUAACACAACUAGUUUGCAAAUCUGCCUCAGAGAUGGGACAUGGGUCUCAGUACAACCUGAUCACUACUCCUUUUUCAUCAUUGUUGGUGAUUCCUUGCAGGUAAUGACUAAUGGGGGAUUUAGGAGUGUAAGGCACAGAGUGUUGGCGAACAGUUUGAAAUCAAGGUUAUCAAUGAUCUAUUUUGGUGGACCGCCUUUGAGUGAAAAAAUAGCACCUUUAUCUUGUUUAAUGGAGGAAGGAGAAGAAAGUUUGUACAAGGAAUUUACAUGGGGUGAAUACAAGAAAUCAGCCUACUUGACAAGGUUGGGUGAUAAUAGGCUAGGACUGUUUGAGAAAAAUAUUAAAGUACGACAAUAUGGUCAUAAUUUGCUCAUUUAGGUAGGAUUUUGUCAUCCAAUAGA
Messenger RNA from Nicotiana attenuata, 1105 nucleotides. RefSeq names its product gibberellin 2-beta-dioxygenase 1-like. The transcript has 5 exons. Bases 87 to 1082 code for a protein of 331 amino acids. Gene Ontology annotation, biological process: gibberellin catabolic process; response to light stimulus. The record is from RefSeq and is a predicted model, not a curated record. NCBI's taxonomy places the organism in Eukaryota, Viridiplantae, Streptophyta, Magnoliopsida, Solanales, Solanaceae.